This is a messenger RNA of Eufriesea mexicana, 641 nucleotides long. RefSeq lists its product as uncharacterized. NCBI's taxonomy places the organism in Eukaryota, Metazoa, Arthropoda, Insecta, Hymenoptera, Apidae. The record is from RefSeq and is a predicted model, not a curated record. The transcript is spliced from 3 exons. Bases 66 to 641 code for a protein of 191 amino acids.
GAUUAUAAGUGACUAAUAUUUGUAUGUAAUUUGUAAAUGAGUAAAUACAUAUUUAAAUUUUACAAAUGGACAAAACACAAUUCGAAAUACUAGAUGAAACAUGUGGUACAGCCGAUACUAAUUUACCUGCAGUAAUGGCAGGCUUAGAAAUGCUUACAGUAAAUACAAAUUUAUCACCUACAAAAAAUACAAGAAUAUUCACAAAAGAAAUCCCAAAAGAUGAAUCUAAUGAUAAUCUUAAUAGAAGGUGCAGUUUAAGACCAAGGAAAAGAAGUUAUUCAGAAGUGGAGGAUAUCAGUAAAAGAAAUAAAUCGCAACAAACAGAAAGAACAAAUUUUAAAGAAUAUUAUUUAAAUAAAAAUUUAAAAAGAAGAUUAAAUAAUUUGGAAACAAUUUAUGAAGAAAAAGAUGAUGCAAAUGAAUUUAUUACAUACAUGAGUGUAAAAAGGUAUAAACGUAUGAUACAAUUUCAGGAAAAACCUACUGAUUCUAAGUUAAGGAAAAGAAGAGCAAAAAUUAAAAGUGUAUUUGGAUCAAAAAUUAAUUUCAAACAAAGGCGUGCAUCUAUGCAAAUGUUGCUUGAAAAAUUAAAUGGUAUUAGAUCAGAAUCACCUGCAAAAGUUGACAGUGAAGCAAAGUGA